Linum trigynum is the source of this 1250-nucleotide messenger RNA. The record is from the annotation of a GenBank genome assembly. Lineage: Eukaryota; Viridiplantae; Streptophyta; Magnoliopsida; Malpighiales; Linaceae.
CGGAAAUGUUGCAUUUCUCAUUUCUUGCUGAUAGUCACAUGAAACUGCAAUUACUUAUCCUGCAAUCUUUGGACAUCUAUGGAAAAUGGGGAACUGCGCAUUCCUACGGUGAGAAAAGGGUUAGGUCAAGUUACCUGUCUUUAGCUUCUUUACCUUUAUAAAUGUGCUUCCCCUACUGUAGAUCCAAUUCACAAGAUACACAAAGCAGUUUCUCCAUUACAACUUCUCUUCUUCUUCUUCCCACUCUGAGAGAGCAAAGCUAAGAGAGGAUGGGGAACCUGUCUUGCUGUGUGAAAGUGGACCAGUCCACAGUUGCCAUGAAGGAAAGGUUUGGCAAGUUUGAGGAUGUUCUUGAGCCUGGCUGCCAUUGCAUGCCAUGGUUCCUCGGAAGCAGUGUGGCCGGCAGUCUCUCCCUUCGCCUGCAGCAGCUUGAUGUUCGCUGUGAAACCAAGACUAAGGACAACGUGUUUGUGAACGUUGUGGCUUCAGUUCAGUACAGGGCCCUGGCCAACAAAGCAAACGAUGCUUUCUACAAGCUGACCAACACCAGGUCCCAAAUUCAGGCUUACGUUUUCGACGUGAUCAGGGCCAGUGUCCCCAAACUGAACCUGGAUGCAGCUUUCGAGCAGAAGAACGAGAUAGCAAAGGCAGUUGAAGACGAGCUGGAGAAGGCCAUGUCUGCGUACGGGUAUGAGAUCGUUCAGACGCUGAUCGUUGAUAUCGAGCCCGACGAGCGAGUGAAGAGGGCCAUGAACGAGAUCAAUGCUGCUGCGAGAUUGAGGCUGGCGGCGAACGAGAAAGCAGAGGCGGAGAAGAUCGUGCAGAUCAAGCGAGCAGAGGGAGAUGCAGAGUCCAAGUUCCUGUCCGGCCUGGGUAUCGCGCGCCAGCGCCAGGCGAUCGUCGACGGUCUGAGGGACAGCGUGCUGGGCUUCUCCGGCAACGUCCCGGGGACAUCGGCCAAGGAUGUGCUGGACAUGGUCCUCAUAACCCAGUACUUCGACACCAUGAAGGAGAUCGGAGCUGCCAGCAAGUCUACCGCCGUGUUCAUUCCUCAUGGCCCCGGUGCUGUCAACGACAUCGCUGCCCAGGUUCGAGAUGGUCUCCUUCAGGCAAACCCUCCUCAGUGAAAACCCCUUAAGCAUCUGCCCGUCUAUCUAUUAUUUGUUUAAGCUCUUGCAUUGCAUCUAUGGCGGUAACCGUGUGGAAGAAAGCUUCGAACUUGAUUUCCAUAAUAUAGCAGUGUGAUAAGA